Messenger RNA from Hydra vulgaris (swiftwater hydra), 3282 nucleotides. Lineage: Eukaryota; Metazoa; Cnidaria; Hydrozoa; Anthoathecata; Hydridae. The record is from RefSeq and is a predicted model, not a curated record.
UAAAAAAACAAAAUCCGAAAAUUUUCUAGUACCAUGUGUUGCUAUGUGUUACCACAAAAAAAUACUUUUAUUUUUAACAAAAUGCAAGAGUUCCCCGAGAAUAACUUGCUUAGUUGUUCACCCACUCAACAAAAGUAUCGCGAUAAAAGCUAAGCAACCAAUGAUGGAUGCAUUUUAAAACUGAUUGGAAUUCUUUUCUUACGUAUUUACUUAAAUAUUAAUAACUCAUUUGAAUUUGGAUAUGGUUUCUAUUUGAUUUAUUUUAAGAGCAUAUAUAUAUAUUUUUUUUAAUGUUAGGUUUUUUUUGAGCUUAGUGCUUCUCGCAACGGGGCCCAUGACCCUUCAGAAUGAGUUGGUUCAGAAGGGUGAGUAAAUGCGAACUUUAUAAUUGCGAACUGGCAUAAGUGCACUGAAAGAAUUUGCAAACAUCGGCAUAAGUGCAAACUGACUUAAGUGAGAGUUGGCAUAACUGCAAAAACUGCAGUUGCAAAAACAGGCACAAAUGCGAACUGGCAUAAAUGCGCUAAAAGAAUUUGCAAACAUUGGCAUAAAUACGAAUUUCCAAAAGUGCGAACUGGCAUAAGUGCAAAGCAGUUGCAAAAACUGCAAUAAGUGUGAAUUUGCAUAAGUGCGCCGAGUAAGUUUGCACACAUUGGCAUAUGUGCAAACUGGCAUAAGUGCAAGACAGUUAAAAAAAAUUGGCAUAAGUGCGAAUUGGAGUAAGAGCGCCAAACAAAAUUGCAAAUAUUAACAUAUGUGCGAAUUGACAUUUCGUACUUAUGCCAUUUUCGUUCUUAUGCCAGUUCGCAUUUAUGCCAAUGUUUGCAAACUCUUUUAGCGCACUUAUACCAGUUCGCCAUUGUGCCAGUUUUUGCAACUGCUUCGCACUUAUGAUCGAGUUGCAAGAGAAAGACCCUAGUUAAACCAACUUAUGAUUAACAAAAUGACUUUUAGGUAUCAAACUAUCAAUAGGUUUGAUAAAUAAACUGCGAAACUUUACUGAAUAGAAAAUUUAAUUAAAAAAAAAACAACUUAUUACGGCAAAUUAAUUUAUUUUGUCUUUGUUAUUCCUAUCCUUUAUUAAAUCGGUGAAUGUUAAAAGGGCGGAAGUCCAACUAUGUAAACAGUCGGGAAACUAAGAAAAAUUGCAUUUUCCCCCGUAGUAAAUUAUUUGUUAAUGCUUUGAUAAUUUUUUUUUUAAGAGGAAUAUGUUUUUCACCUUCAAAAAAAAAAUAUUGAACCAUUAACAAAAAUUUACUAGGGAGGAAAAUGCAGUUUUUUGGUUUCCUAAGAGAUUACAUUAUUGAACUUCCGCCCUUUUAACUUUCACUGGUAUGAUUGUUGUUGUUGUUAAUUUAAAAAGCGGGAAAUUUUUUUUUGAAUAUAAAAGUAAUAAUAAAAAUAAUUUAAGCGACUUAUCAUGAAUUGGGUCGGAGGUGCAAGGAGCCGAUUACGUACAAAAAAUGAAAAAAAGAUUCAGCAACAGUAUUUUGAAAAAAAAAGAGAACAGAAAAAACUUGGUAUCAAGCCAACUUUUAAUAGUUCUUUUAAAAAUCAUGGUUUUUCAAUUAGUCAAGAUAUGUUAUCAUUAAAAACGGUUCUUAAAAGUCACGAUAAUUUACUGAAAAAGAAAGGUUUAAAUAUCUGCUACAAUAAGCCACGCCAUGUUGAGUUGAAUGAUUAUUCAUUAAAACCUCACAUCAAUUAUAAUAGAGCUGUAUUAACCUCAUCACCUGUAAAACAAAAAUCUAAUUUGCUUUUAACAAAUGCUGAAGAUGAUGAGAAACAAUCUACAGUUCAAUCUAUAUUAAACGAUAAACUAUACAAAUCAUUUGAAAAUUCAAUCCUUAAAUCUAAUCCAUCCACAAAUGUAAAUUUGCAAAAUUAUGAAGAAUUGAAUACAUGUCUUCCUCCCAUAUCUGUAGUUGAUCAACUAAGUAGAAAAAUAAAUUCUCAGUUAUUGGAAGGGGAUCAGUUACUGCGACAAAAAAGCCCUAGUAAAAGAAAGUCAGAGUAUUACUAUUUUAUUGAAGGCUUGAAAAAAACUAAAAAAAAUGGUUUUGAUAAUAAUAAAGAAAGUUCUAACUAUGAAACACAGUUUUUGACAAAAUUUGAAAGAAACAAUAAAAUGCACUCAAAUUUAUACCAGCAAAAAAAAUUUUCUGCUUCGCCAGAAUCAAUGUCAUCUUUUAACUUGAAUAAAAAAUAUAGUUUAUUAUAUCAAAAUAUUGAAACUCCUCAAGUGUUGGUCUCAGCUUCUCCAGAGUGUUCUUCUAUACAAAGUAAUAUAAUUUUAAGCCCACCUAAAAACUUAAUUACUUAUCAAACUAAAAUGAAUUGUAUAAGUAAUGAGUUUAUUGAUAGCAUAUCCUCACUUAAGUACAACAAGGUUGAAGAAAAAGAAUUGAACGUAAGUAAAAUAACAACUGGUUUACCUAAUAAGAAGACCUCAAUUGGGUCGUUCAAGUUAAACACCUCGAUCGAAUCCCCAAACGUGAACACCACUAUUGAAUCAUCUAAUGUUAACACCUCAAUAAAAUCUCCUGACUUAAACAUUUCAAUUAAUUCACCUAAUAUGAACACAUCAGUUGAAUCACAAUAUGUGAACAUCUUCAUUGAAUCACCUUAUAUAAACACCUUAGUUGAAUCACCUAAUUUGAAUGUUCAAGGUUCAAGAUUUCUAGAUGAUUGUAGUGGGAUUGUAUCUAACAAGGAUAUAUUAUCAUCAUGGGCAAGUAGUAUACAAUCAAAUCAAGGUGUUCAUGACAACAGUAAAUGCAUCAUUAAUGAUAAAAAUCACCAACAGAAUAAUUGUAUUUGUUCUUCGUUACCAAUAAAUUCUAUAUCUUGUGACUCUUUGAUAAACAUUCCAAAUGGUGAAUAUUUAACUAAGGAUAUUAUCAGUAAAUGUUUGACAAAUAAUAUAUGCGAAAAAGUAACACAAGUUUUAGAUGCAUUAAACAAACAUGAUUUAAUUCUUCAUGAACAGCAUUUAGAAAUCAUUACUGCUAUUAAUAUGCAAAAAUAUAGAGAAACAUCUCUUUUUUUUAGAGAGGGCAAUGUAAAAUAAUUUUUUUUUUUAAAUUUUUAUGGUUGUAUUGUUUUUAUUGUUGUUAUGGUUGUAUUGGUUUUAUUAUAGUUAUGGUUGAAUUGGUUAUGUUUUUUAAGAAAGUUCUUACUACGUAUAUUUAUAUGGAAAUGAAAAAAGUAUAGUUAAUGUUUUUACUUUAAAUUGUCCACAUAUUUGUUACCUAAUUUUUAAGUUAGGUAUUUAAGGUAAUA